AUGGCAGGAAGAAAAUUUACAGGUGUUCUUGUUCUUCACAUUGCGUAUCUCUUGUGUGGAUUUACCUUCUGCUUGCCCACAACAAAAAUAGCAGACUAUGAUGUGGACGGUGGACGGGACCUUGACAUUUUUGACAUCAAUGAAGAGGCAGGGUUGAAUCUUUUCGAGGGGGACAUUGUGCUUGAUGAGAGGCAAACUCGAAAUUCCAUAAUUGGGGAUCAGUACAGGUGGCCAAAGACAAUCCCAUACUACAUGGAAGAUGACUUAGAGAUCAAUGCAAAAGGUGUGAUCCUGAAGGCGUUUGAGCAGUACCGGCUCAAGACCUGCAUCGACUUCAAACCUUGGAGCGGAGAAAAAAACUACAUUUCCAUCUUUAAAGGGGGCGGCUGUUUCUCCUCUGUGGGAAACCGACAAGUUGGGAAGCAGAGGUUGUCAAUAGGGACAAACUGCGACCGCAUCGCCACCAUUGAGCACGAGUUCCUUCACGCUCUGGGGUUCUGGCAUGAGCAGUCCAGAUCAGACCGCGAUGAUUAUGUUAAUAUCAUGUGGGACCGCAUCUCAGAGGGUAAAGAACACAACUUUAACACCUACGACGACACCACCUCCAGCUCUCUGGGUGUGCCCUACGACUACGGCUCCAUGAUGCACUACAGUAAGAACGCCUUCAGAAACGGCACCGAGCCCACCAUCGUCACCAAGAUCCCUGCUUUCAGUGAUGUCAUCGGCCAGCGUAUGGAGUUCAGUGACAGUGACCUGCUCAAGCUGUCCCGCCUCUACAACUGCACUCAGGGCUCCACAUUCCUGGACUCAUGCGACUUUGAACGUGAGAACAUCUGUGGUAUGAUCCAGGGAGAAGGAGACAAGGCAGACUGGGUCAGAGUUAGUGAAGCUGUUGGAGGGCCCAACACUGACUACUCCAACAUGGGAAAAUGCACUGGCUCUGGUUAUUUCAUGCACUUCAACACUGGUACAGCCAACACCAUGGACACAGCUCUGCUGGAGAGCAGGCUUCUUUACCCCAAAAGAGGAUACCAGUGUCUGCAGUUCUUCUACUACAACAGCGGUGACACUAAGAAGUCACUGAAGAUCUAUGUGAGAGAAUAUGACAAAGCUAACCCCAACGGAAAACUGCGCUUUAUACAGACCAUAUAUGGAUCCACCCAGGAGCUGUGGCAGCUGCAUCAUGUGAGUCUGAACGUCAAAACAAAAUUCCGCGUUGUCUUUCAAGGGACCAAGGAGGGUCCUGGGUCUGCGCCAGGGGGACUGUCAUUGGAUGACAUUAACCUUUCUGAGACCACCUGCCCAGAGUUUAUAUGGCGAGUGAAAAACUUCAGCCACGUGAUGGACACCACCCCAAUGAACACAUCUAUCUUCAGCCCCCCGUUCCACUCUAAGGAGGGUUACACCUUCCAGAUGCAGCUGUACCCCAGCGGUAAGGCAGGUUACCCUGAGGAGCUGUCAGCCUAUGCUCAUCUGGUUGCCCGUGAAGGGGACACGGGUCAGAAAUGGCCAUGCCCCUGGAAACAGAUGACCAUGAUGCUCAUGGACCAGCACCCACACAUCCAAAAGCGCAUGUCCAACCAGCGUAGUGUCACCACAGACCCUACCAUGAAGGCAACAGACACUGGCAGCUUUUUCUGGGACGACCCUCGCAAGGUGGGCGUUGAGGUCACGCAUACAGAUGGAUCCAAGUAUUUCCGAGGGCCAGGCGCCGGCACUCCAGUGUAUCUCACCCACCUCAGAGCGAAGAGCAGGGAUUUCAUAAAGGGAGGGGACGCCAUCUUUCUCCUCACCAUGGAGGAUGUGUCUCAUCUGACAGUGUCUCUGCCUCCCACAACCCAGAAGCCUUCCACAAACAAGCCGACUGUCACCUCUCCCACCUCUGACGUCUGCCGCAAUGUGGUGUGUCAGAAUGAUGGAGUCUGUGUGGUGGAUGGGGGGAAGGCUGCUUGCAGGUGUCAGGUGGGCGAUGACUGGUGGUACUAUGGCGACAGCUGUCAGUUCAAGGGCUCCAAUCAAGAUAAAACCAACCUGGUACUUGCCGUUUCUCUGUCUGUACUGGGAGUGAUGCUGGUGGUCACGGUAGUCUCUGUCAUCUGUGUGAAGAAGAAGUUGAAGAAAAAAACCAAGGCCAAUACUAAUACCAUGGAAAACAGUGUUGUCAUGGAAAGCACCAAUUCAAGAUUCUGAACUUUCUGAUGAAACUUGGUAAACAGAAGAAAACUGUGAAAAAAGCAGAUUUUAAGUAAAAUAAAUUAAUCUUUUUGAGUUCAGUGUUUAUGAUAAGCACCUUGUAGAGCUGUUUUUAGAUUGAUAGAUUGAAGGCUUUUAACAUCAGUGAUUACAGAUAAAGCAAUCAAUAUUUUUUACAGCCUACAGCUUUGCAGGAAAAGUAGGAAAAGCACAGGUGAAGUUG
Molecule: messenger RNA, 2416 nt
Organism: Centropristis striata (black sea bass)
Lineage: Eukaryota; Metazoa; Chordata; Actinopteri; Perciformes; Serranidae
Gene: mep1bb
Product: meprin A subunit beta b
Exons: 13
Coding region: 1-2190 (729 amino acids)
Biological process (GO): proteolysis
Cellular component (GO): membrane
Molecular function (GO): protein binding; zinc ion binding; metalloendopeptidase activity
Source: RefSeq, a predicted model, not a curated record